Molecule: messenger RNA, 11278 nt
Organism: Dermacentor andersoni
Lineage: Eukaryota; Metazoa; Arthropoda; Arachnida; Ixodida; Ixodidae
Source: RefSeq, a predicted model, not a curated record
CUUGUGUUGACCGCUCAAACACGCCGUGCCGCCGUCGUGCGUUGAACCGCGAGAACCACUUGUUCGUAUGCAUGUCACACUUCUUCGAUGUUGGCACCGUCCCACGUACCGUUUGUUUCCUUGUGUUUCUGCCUUUCCGCGAUCACUCCCCACACCUUCUCAGACUGUUACGCAGGGCGAUCAACCCACUCUUGACCGUGAUCAUAAGGCGGACCGGUGGGCUAGCUGUGAUUAAUCGCCUCUAUCCGCGCCCAAUUACGACCCACUACUGUAGCUUGCCGAAAGUAUGCGCUGCACUGCUUGUUCACUGAUGACGUGCCUUGAAAGAGCUGCUGGUUCGUCGAAGGGCCAACAGUAAACUUCUACUCCAUCGGUAAACUACUUGCGUGCCGCGAGUGAUCUCUUUCCGUUUAUCUCCGCCCGAGUUGGCCAUCCGAACACCGUGUUGACGUUUUCUUUCCGCUUUCAGAUUGGCGGUCGAUGACUGCUCGUAUGUUACCCGUGUGCCCCAGAUGAGUUUGCCGGUCGUUCUGUGAAUGGAUCGAGCGGCUUUGCGAGUCUCCGACGGAGCGUCGCACAAUCACGAAACGCCGCCCGAUGAUUCGAGCCUGAGUACAUCCUCGAAUGAAAGUGCUGGAGCAAAACGAAAUCCCCCUGCCAAGCCACCCCGACGGCGCCACUCGGUCACAUCAUUAAAAGACACGGAAUCGUACAGCAGCCAGUGCCGCCCCUCACCGAGCACCCCAUCUGGUCGCCAGGGGCGUCGGGGCGAUGGCGACCCUUGGGCUGAGCAUGGCCAGUGGAUCCUCGACCCCCCGCCAAACUUUGGUGGCGGCGCGCCCCCUUGCUUCUCGCUGAGCUAUGGGGGUGGCCACGGCAGAUGUGGAGGUAGCAGCACGCCGACGCCCGACAGCCGAAACGACUUUCGCUCUCUUCCCCUCAGCGUUGCUCAGGAGCGCAGGCUGUGUCAUUCAACGCCCAACCAGCCAGCGGGAACCUCAACACGAACUGGUCUGCACACGAGGCCUUCACUCCUCCUAACAAGCUCAACCCCUUUGCACUAUGCCAAUUUCCCGCCAAGUCCUGUCGGAAGCUCGGAGCGGGACAUCCCCGACGUUGUAUCGCGACCCAUCCUAACAGUCGCCACAGCGGCGACUCCCGGCUCGUUGAGCACUUCCACCUGUCGCCGAGGGUGUGGUGAAAGUGACAGGUCCACUGCAACUAUGGGCAGUGCCAAUAAUGGUUGCGCACCAGCCUGGCUUGUGGCGCCCCCUGGCAGCCCACGUCGGACUCACAGCGACCCUGUUAUCCAUCUGGACGAAGUUGAUGAGGAGCAGGCAGAUAAUCCGAGCAUCUGGACAUACACACCUAGGUCCGGCUUGGUCUACAGCAAACCAGAUCAUUCUGCAACUUUGCGGGCACGAGCAGUGGUACCCGAAGAAGUGAAAGCGCUGCAAGAAAUUAACAGCAAGCUGUGGAACCAGGUGCAGCACCUUCAGUCCCAGCUGGAGCUGCUGCGAAGAAUAAAGUCACCAGACAAGCCUCCCUCCACCUCGGCCAAUGGUGUCAGCUUUGCAGAACUGCUGGCAGACGUAUACUACGCACAACGAGAGCGGGACGACUCAAUCAGUGAGCGGCUGGCCAGUGCCAACCAAAGCCUGGACCUGUGUCAGAAGGAACUGCAGAAGCUAGCAGAAGCAAGGAGUGAUGCGUCAGAUGGCUCGGGUGAAGAAGAGAACUGCGACAACCUGGUUCUGAGUGGCCUCGACAAGAUACUCCAGGGUCUGGAAGGCAGCUGGGCACCAGCGCGGGUGACGCGGCACCAGGAGACGCUGCUGGCAACUGUGCAGCGUCUGCGUGACCACCGAGGCAAGAGGGCAAGGCACCGGCUGCGUUCUAUCCAGGCCGAGCGGGACGUUGCACUCGAAAAGGUUAAAGUCCUCGAGAAGGAAGUUCAAGAACUGCACAUGAAAGCCAUCUGGAAGAGCGAAAACUGGGGCUGCUCAAGCAAUGAUGCUGUGCAACAGGCGACCAACGAGCGGAAUGCUGCACUCGGCCGACUUCACGAGCUUCAAGAGAGCCUCGCAGCACAGGCAAACAACGGUGAUCGAGGAACUGGUGAUGGAGUCAAGGUAUCAACAGAAGCACAGACAGACUUCAUUGGCGUUCAAGAUGGUGUCGAUCUGGUGGCAAGCUCACUUUUGCAGGAGCUUAAAGAAGAAGUCGGUCGGAUCAGCCAACGUCUCGACGAAGAGGCCACGUCGCGGCAGAAUGCAGAACUGAAGUGUCAGAGGUUGGAAGAACUGGUGAAUGGCUUCCAGAAGCGCCUCAACGGACUCAACAACAGCUUCUGACGACAUCGAACUGUGGGACUGCUUGUGCCUUCAACUGUUGCAGCAUUCACAAGUUGAAAACCAGCUUUUUAGGCCCCUAGGGAAAGGUCAACAUUCCACGCAAAUUGUGCAUAUUCUUUUUUUCCGGUUAAUAGCUAACCUCUGUUGCCACGUUUUCUGCAUCAUAGAUAGAGUGGCUAUAUUAUAGAGCUUUGAGAAAGUGAAGAGUAGGUUCUCUUCUUAUUUCUUUAGAACUUGUUUGUUAGUCUUGUUCAGUGCACUGUGUUUGUUGAGUUGGUAGACAUGCUGUGUUUCUUUUGCCGAUUCUUCACUGCCCGAAAUUUUUCAGUAUGCACAGGCACACACUGCACCUUGAACACCACUGAUGUACUAUAAAUAUAGAAGCAUAUUUUCUUCUGCAAUUAUAUGAGCGACAGGACAAAAUCCCUGUCCAACAAUAACUGACGUCUUAUUUUAAAGGUGCAGCAUCUGUACCGAAGAGAAAAGGUAUAAGAAAGUUUGCCUGCAGUAGUUUAGCUCAAGUGAAGAGACGUUCUUCAGGGAUUCCCGCUUUUCACAUUUGCUCGGACCUGCUGCUCCCUGCAGGCUUCUAGCUCUUUGCUAUGGAGUUAGUUGGACAAGAGUGCAGACUCGGCCAAAAAAAAAGAAACCAUUGUUACAAAGAUGAAUGGACAAUUUCUAUGUGAGCUUUCCAAAUGGGAAUGCGCAACAAGUAAAAAGUAAUUGUUUGCCACUAGCUGGCCCACACUGCCUUGCAGUGACUGUACCCUGAACUGUGGAUUGUUGCAUGUUUACGCAGAGCUGCUACAUAAACGCACUGAUGAUCUGCAUGAGCUGCUGUUUCUAGAACUGCCGAACCUAACCUCCAGGGCUGACAAAUCACAGACUUCAAACAGUUUAUCACAUAACAUGAAAUAGGAAGGGCCUUUACUGGUUUAACUGGAUAAGCAUCUGGUUAGGCUUAGCUAAGCCUAAGUCGCUUCCAGUGUCAAUUGAUUUGCUGUACAACACAAAACAGACGACUUUUCAGCUGGUGAUGAUUCAGCCCACACCACGGUAGUCAGUUCGACCCAGCACUUGAACUCUGUGGUUGCGUUCAGGGAUAUGAGACUUGGCAAGCUUGUACUUGGUGUGUAGCUUGACGGGUCCAUUGGAUUUACCUCACACUUCUUGAACUGGUUCACCACAGGUCACUGUUAGUUCUGUGCCUGUGCAAAAAGAGUCCAGCACCUCUUGCAUGAACCUGCACCGCCUUUUUGGCAUAUGUCUGGAAGUGCUUGCAUUGUGUAAGGUGAAUGCAUGGCAAUGUGCUAACACCACCACCAGCGCCUGAAUUAGUUCAGUAAGUGCAGGCAGGUUGGAUAGACCCAACAACAACAUUGUCACUCACUCAGGCAUGUUCCCUAUUUGUCUGGCAUAUGAUGAGCCGGAUAGGCACGAUGCAUUCACUUGCGUUCAUGCAUGCAUUGCAUAAAGUUUUGCGGCUCACAUUUCAUUGUAGAGAAUGUCUCACAAGAAAAUUUGCUGCAAAUGGCAAAGUGAAGAUGCACGCCGUAGUGCAAUCAUUUGAAGUAGCAAGCAGAGUUGAAGAAAACAAGGCAGUGGACCAAAUGUUCAUCAUUUACAUUUGAAGAAAGAGGUUCAAUCUGUUGAGUUAGAAGGACUUCCGAGUCAAGCACUUCUGUCUAUCUUGCUGCAUGUUCAUCUUCUUGCAAGCUUUGUUCACAUCCAUAGCAUACUGCAUUAUAUGAGCAACGACUCAAGAAGUGAUUAGCAGGUGUUGCAGAAGAGACAUUCACUUCUACGGGACACACGUCUGUUACUUGAUAAUUAUUUUUUUCUUGCCAGCUGUUUUGACUGUUUGUGUCACAGCCAAUUCGUCAUCGCGUUUGUGGCAUCCUUUCAGCUGAAACAGUGGCAUGUUACGGGGACCAAGAUCGACAUAAUCCACUUUGCGUUGCUUUUGACUUUCCAGCCGCCUGCUGAAUGAAUGUGUUCUUUAGUGUAUCUAGAGACUCAAUUUACACCUGCACGUAGCGUCUAUUGCUGUAUUUUUUUCUCCUUCCCACACUGUCUUGGUGACGUAGUGCACAAAAGCUCAGGUAAUAUACUCACCACUUGUGAAUAGUACAAAGCACGGCGGCUGGGCCGCUCUUGCCCUUCUAUGACUCCUUGUGCAAUACGAAGGCCGCACGGCCGGCGCCCUGGUUUGCACAUGCACUUAACACACUCCUAGCAGGCGUAGGAUGGUGGCUGCUGUGUGGACAACGUCUGGGGAAAGGAGAGGUUAUGUGGACCACGGAAGUCGUAAGAAAACUGGCUUCUAGCUGGCUGCUUAUUAUGUUUAACAAAUGCUCUAAAUUGAGCUGGUUACAGUUUUACAUGCCUUCCACAUGCGAAUUCCCUUCCCCCCUUUUCCUUAUUUUGCAUUUGCAUACAUAUUUAAGUUUGCAGUCGUGGCAGUCUGGGCCUCUUGGUAUGGCCAUUAGUAAGAUUGCUGGAUUGCUAGCACUCUGUCUUGACUAUCUUUUACUUCUUUCCCAUGUGCUCCGCUACAACCAUCUUUCUAGUAAAGUUCAGUUUUCAGAAUUUUGUAUUGUUGUGAUUUGAAAGAUAGAUUACAUGUAUGAGUUAUCGUUUGUGAUCAUACAGAAUCAUAGUGGAAAAGAGACACAAUGUGCACUGAGAAAGAGGCUGUAGGCCUACACUAGUCGUUGUGUCGAGAAGUCAGCAAGCCCAAGGCUAAUGCCAACGCAGUAUGGAGAAGUGCACAUACCGGGCUAAGCACGAUGACCUAGCAUGAGCAGGGAAUAAAAAAACAGACCAGUCUUCGCCAGUCUCUCACUGGCUUCAGCUGUGCAGGGCUAGGACAGGACGACCGAAACCAGCAAGAGACCAGAGGCGACUGGACUUGUUUCAUUCCCUGCUCAUGCUACGUCACUUUACCCUGCCCGCUGUUUGUCGGUACCACCAGCACUUCGGCGGCAAUGACCGCUAAAGGCUUUCCCUCGGCACACAGACAGGCUUUAAACGUAACUGUCAAAACAGGUAACUAAAGAAGUAGAAGCUAUGUAACAUGAUCCUUGGCUAUCGUGACCGUAGCACAAAAGCUGAAAUGAACUAAUUUGCUUCAUUUACAGCAAGCGAAAACAAGAACUAAAGUUCUAGAUGCGUAGUGCAUUAAUUAACCUGGUUCUGACAGUAUUGGUACAGUCUGUGGGGGCAUGUACAGCUCAAGCUCGAGGGUUGCGAGGUUAAUUUCAAAUAAAUUUGCACUUGGGAAAUUCUUUCAUUAAUAAACAAACAAAUGGUAUACCACCUUUGGUAUACUGCGCAAUGCCAUUAUAUGUGCAAUACAUUGGGAGGAACAGGUGAAACAAACAAGGCAAGAGUGUGUAUUGACAUGGCAAUAUUGUACAAGCAGACUUAUUUAGGGUAUUAAUGCAUUGUUUAAACUCUGGCCUCUUUCUUCAGUGUGCACAAUGUGGGAUAGACCAUUGUUGCCAACCCACCACUGUAGCAGGAGCUGCUGGUAGCUGCAGGUCUUGGUGAACUGUGUGGCAGCCAUGGUUGGGAAGUAUUUCAUUUGUCAAGAGUGAUCAUUUCCGUAUUGUAUUUCACGAUUGUGCACGUUUGUACAUGUUGACAAAGAGAAGUCCGCUACCAGAAAUGUACGACAGGCUUUUCACCAUGAACAUUGAAAACAAAAAAAGACAGUCCACAGGGGCCUGCUGUGUGGCCAUUGUGGACAUUAUUUCAUCUUAUGCAUAAGCUAUGGACUUUGGUAGUUAGGGCGGUUGGCAUUAUGCAUUAGUAGAAAUAUUGUGCCAGUUGCAAGCACUCUGAGAUCUCUAGCGAAAGCUGCAGUCUGCACAUAUGUAUGCACGUAUGUGCAAAAGUCGGCACAUGCCUGUGUACACGUCAUGGGGGUGAUGAUGAUCAUGUGAUGAACGUUGUCGUUGAGUCUUCUCACUGCUUCUGUGGUCCGCAAACUUCCAUUUCCGAGAGUACGCUUUAAGUUGUCUUUUAUUUCUUCUUACCUAGAUCUUUAUUUAUUUGUGACCACCUUGAUGUUGGUUGGGUGAGGCACUGUAAUCUCCGUUUCUUUUACUUUUCGUGUUGUGCAUUUUGUGGCAUGCAAUUAUGAUUUUACAAAUCAGUAAAGGCAUGGGAAGAUGAGUAUAAUGCGUGCACUUUGGUCACCUUCGUGCAUUGAAACUGUUCUGACACAUGUGAGCAAAUGGCCUCAGAUCUUCUCACGGUUAUCGGCAGUGCCUGUGUGUGUGGUAGAUGCAGUGAACAUUAAGGCAGCUUUAAUGGCAAUGUGUUUUUAAAGGCUUGUUUCUAGAAAAGAUAUGGUGAUUUUAGUAGGAAAAUGACUAUUCCUCACAGUCAUCUCUGCUUCAGAGAGCAAGAUGCAAUAGCUGUGUUAAUAGUGUCAGCAAUAUUUGGCUAUGACAAAGUUUCACGAAGCUUUUGUAGCGUGUCGCUGACUUGGAAAACAAAAGAAGUUUAAGAAAUUCAAGAUGCUCUUGCCCGACGUCGUCACUUUUUUAUUGACCCAACACGGUUGUUGUCAAGUGUACAGCAGCUUCUGAUAUGCUUGUGGUUUCUUUUGUGGGUUUUUGUUUUUGGCAUAGUGACUUCUGCUAACUAAAUGUUACGUCUGUUAAGAGCUGAACUCUGCUAUCUUUUUCUGUAUUUGUAUGCCUUUGGUUAGCAUUGAAGUAACGUAUACUCGUAGCCACUUCUUUGAUGCUACCAACUCCUUUUAAGAGUUGAGCUGCAUUUUGUUUUGCGGAUGGCACUUGCAAGUUGCACUAAAGGGGAUGUCCAAAGCAAUGCAUCCUGAAGCAUCUGUGCGCUUUAUCUUAUCUGCUUCUGCACAAGCCAUGUUUUCUGGCCCACUGCAUAGCUAGAGAUAACUGACGCAUCCUCUUGCACCCCGUAUAAACACUCAAGUGCUGCCCAUGGGUCCGAAGUGCUGCCAUACCAACGCUGGCUGCAACGCGCAGCCAGAUCAAGCAGUAACUGUGGUGCUCGCUGCAGACUGCCCACCCUGUAUGCCCUCGAACGCGUCGAACUUUAAUACCAUCACCUGAAGCGAGCACUGAUACCUGCUGUCUGUGCCUUUCCAAUGGCAAUGUAAUUGACGUCCGUACAUUGUCAAAACCCCGUCCUGAUGCCAGUUUCCGAAAGCACCAGAUUUCAUGCUGGUGCCUGUCCUUAGUUUAGCAGGCAGUGAAAGCACAUACAUGCUCACAGGCCUGCUUGUUCAGCAAUAGAUAUGUCAUAUUUCAUGGUGAUCGUCACGAAGUCCUUGUCGGCAGACAAUGAUAUUUAGACACUGCAGUGCCAUGCACAUAUUAUAUAUGCAUUUCCUCCUAUUGGAGUAUUAUUUUCUCACAAACUGCUAGUUGUAUGGUGCUAAAUGGUUCAAUGCAAUCUGCAUAGUGUGAAUCGAAUGUUGCCUAAAUGAGGGAGACGAGGGUAAACAGUUCUUUCUGCAAAACUGCUUGCCCAUUCAAGUUCAGGUUUUGCAUGCAGCUAGCUUUUCAUGGUGUAGAUUGCUUAGUACUAUGUGUGGAUGCAGUAGUUACCUGUCUUAUUCAGGAUAAAUUAAAAGCAUUUGUCUGCAGCAGUGCUAGCCAAUAGAUCUAGAUUUCCUCAGCUACGUAGCGAUGGUGUCUGUCACUGUUUCAGCAAGAGACAGCAUAGACUGUCUCGCACUAACAAUUACAGGUGGUGCCAUUGUUUCUUUCACUAAAAAAGUUACCUUUUCGGUCCAGCAUUGCUGCGAGACUGUCUGUAGUUAUUUAUUUACUUAUUAUACACUUAUUAGAUUGUAGGGAUUUAGUUACAAUCUAAAAUUAGCAUAUUGUUAAAAUGGUAACAGGACCAACUGGAAUAAAGAUGAAAUAAACAUUAAACAGUAAAAAAUCAGUAACAUACAAGCACUCGUUAAAGGAAAAAUUUGUUGCUCACAGUUUUGGACAUUACAAGUGACCAAUUGUGGGCAAUCGACACGUAACAAAUAGAUAAUUAGAAGGCUUGUGAUUUAUCCUGUAUGCAACAGGACAAGUACUGCACUAUUAGACAUUAGAAGAUAUGCACUGUGAAAUAAUACUGCCAUGCAGAUUUUUAGUGUAGACGGACCAGUGGUUAAGCCAGAGCAGCAGUUUAUACCGUCGUCCUUGCUUAUACAACAUUCACUGCAGAUGUGAGUGCAAAGGAGGAAGUUUGGAGCUUGACGUCGUUUCAUUGUAUGGAGAUGCAGUCGUGCAUUUACAAAGUAUGACGUUGAAGUGAUUAAGAGUAUGAGGCAGUGACCUUGAAUGUGUGAGUUCUGGUGUGCGAUGCUCGAGUCCAUAGUUUUUACAAGGACAGCCAUCGGUCUCACCUUUGCACCUCUCGAUUGAUUGUCCUCCUAUUUGAAGCACAUAUGACUCCGAUAUAAUUUUUUUUUUCGCUCACUUUGUGCCUUGAGCCAGCAAUGUUUUUGCAGUGAUGCCACUUUCAUGCCUUCUGUUCGUGUAGCACAUCUCUAUCAAACAGCGUUUCACUGCUCUAGGCAUAAGAGUGUCCUACAAGAAUCCCUAGGGGGAACUCUUGGCACUAGCAUCUACUAUGGGAGCUGCAAGCGUGUUGGUAUAGCCAGCACGGAAGCAGUGCACGGAUUUGCCUAAACUUACUCCUUCUGGCUUCAAACGGCUUUGGGACUUUGCAGAUUGGCGAUUUUUGGCCAAGUGUGAUUUUGACCACGUGAUAUAAGGUAUCCACCAUCACUCUAGGAGACCCAUUGCCUUGCUGUGUUUAGAAGACUGUGAAUGCUUGGAAAUUGAAAAAAAGUUUAAGCAUAAUAACUAACAUCACAAGACGACCCUGAAGCUCCAAGCAUGAAUAUCGGACAAAUCCUAGUAGUAACCAUCAUGCCCAUGGUAGCUGAAUGGUUGCAGCACCAGAAUUUCCUCUAGUAAUUUUUGUAGGGAACUCUGUGGCUGUAUAAACACAAGAGAUAUUCGGUUGACCUAGAUUGAUGAAAUGCACUUCUGGACUAAACAAAUGUGUUGGACAUGGCAUUAGUGGAGGCAUUUGUGUGCCAGAAAACGAUGCAAAAACAAGUCGGGGCUGGCAAUGCCACUUUGCAAUUUACGGGCCAGCAUGUUUUGGUUGCGGCUUCUCAGCAAUGGAUAGUUGUUUAUAUCAGUAAAAGAAGGGGAUUGCAUUUCAUUUUAGAGCAAGCAAGGACUUCACAACGUCUGUGGACUUUUCGUGUAGAAAAAGGGGCUUGAAUAUGUUUAAAAAAGGUGAUGUUUGUGACAUCAGAACGACAUCAUUGGUGUCAUGGCUUGAGUGUGAAAUUCAAGAAGAAAGUUUUCCUGUUGUUUCCUCCACUAGUAAUUGACUCUUUGUCAAUAAAAUGCAGUUGCAAGUAUCAAAAAUGAAAAAAGAUCAGUGAAUCUAAAACAUAUUGCUGUUCAGUGUUCCCUUUAAGAGCAAGUUUCAACUUUUGCUUUUCUUUUUUCACUUACAUGUGCAGAAAUUGUCUAUUUAGGCAAAUGCUGACAAGAUUUGAGUUUGCUGUAUUAAAGCAAAAUGUUGGUUUGUAGUGACCACUGGAAACAAAUGUGUUACGGGCCCUCAAAUGUAUUGCAAUUUUUUUUUUAGUUUUAUAGAAAUGUGAGCAUCCAGUUUAUGACAGUAACAUGGCAACAAAAGAUGUUGUGUGACCGGCACCUGAUGGAGUGUAUGAAUGUGGCCAAGGUUUCCUGUUAAUUAUGGCACUGGUGCUGCCAUGCCACUGUCGCAUGAACUGAAACUUUUGCAUAACUAAUGUACCCGAAGUCAUGCGUUCACAUAAAGUGUAAUUUAAGGUCUUGAUGGCUUUGAAUGCUCUAAGAAGUUUGGUUUAUAGAAUCACAACACCUGUUUUCGUCGGAGAGUUGCAUAGUACUAAACUUGAUGCCUUAUGUUUAGCAAAGCUAACUUUCUGAUCUUUGUAAAUAUUUUUUGUAAAAGAUAAUUGAUGGCCUUAACAAGAAGUUUACUACCAUCGGUCACUGGAAGUGGGCUUUUCCUUUCAUAUGCAAUAAAUUUUGUUCAACUCUGUUAAGGUGCUGCCCAAGGAGGGCUUUCUUGAAUUUCACAUUCUCAUUCAAAUAGUGCUAACGCUUUCUCCUAAUGUGAUUAAUACUUUCUGGGCACACACAUGCCCAUUUCCCACGUGGGAGUGGCCCGCUUCAUGAUGACUCGCGAUGUGCAGGACUUCAAUAAAGUUUUACCGUACCAUACCAUGCACACGCCAUAGACAGCUGCCUUGAUUGCAUCUCUUGAUUCCUUGCACCGACCAGAUUUGCGGCCGAUGUUUUGAGGAACAUGUCUGUUCACAAUGAAUUCUGCAGUGAUGCACUUUCUGCUUUAUGGCAUUCAAAUUGCUUCCCACAUCUUGACCGGUGUUCGUUGCGUCAUGUUGGCAGCAAUGCCUGCCGCGUUGAUGACAAACAUCUAUGCAUAUAUCUAUGGUACCUAUGGACUGUGACUUGUCUGCUAGCCUGUUAAAUUUGCUCUUUGCUCAUUAUGAAAUGGGUGAAUAUGUUUCCUUGCAUGGAUGUCAGAGCCAGUAAAAAAUAUUUUGCCAUUUUUUUGCCAGCUGUUUAUAGAUACUGUGCUUGAAGACAGCGCUUCAUUAGAAGGCUUGUGCUGCAGUGUGCAGUGUUAGUAUUAUGGAUGCUCCAACCGUGAAUGCCCGAUAAGAGGUAACGUAUAUCAUUGUGAUUGUUAUACACAGUGUAUUGCGCAUAGUUCCCAUGUGAUGCACAAAUGUAUUUUUUUAGCUUGUAUGAAGAGGAUUGAUAAGAUGUUUUGUCCAUUUUUGUUUGUUACGCAAUAUUGUAGGCUCAUGAAAUACAAACUGCAGAAACCUA